Molecule: messenger RNA, 882 nt
Organism: Exophiala dermatitidis NIH/UT8656
Lineage: Eukaryota; Fungi; Ascomycota; Eurotiomycetes; Chaetothyriales; Herpotrichiellaceae
Product: 1-acylglycerone phosphate reductase
Exons: 1
Coding region: 1-882 (293 amino acids)
Biological process (GO): triglyceride catabolic process; phosphatidic acid biosynthetic process
Cellular component (GO): lipid droplet; endoplasmic reticulum
Molecular function (GO): triacylglycerol lipase activity; acylglycerone-phosphate reductase (NADP+) activity
Source: RefSeq, a predicted model, not a curated record
AUGUCUCGAACCGUCCUCAUCACCGGCUGCUCCGACGGCGGGCUGGGAGCAGGGUUGGCCAUGGCCUUCCACCAGCACGGCGACCGCGUGUUCGCAACGGCCAGGAAUCCAUCCAAGAUGGUGUCUCUCCAGGCUUUAGGCAUCGAAACACUCACUCUGGACGUCAUCUCGGAGGACUCCAUCAAGGCAUGCGUCCAGGAAAUAUCGGCACUCACGGGCGGCUCUCUUAACAUGUUGAUCAACAACGCCGGUGCGGCCUACUUCAUGCCCAUACUCGACACUCCAAUCCACGAGCUAGAGAGCCUCUUCGAUACCAACACCUAUUCCAUUGUUCGGACAGCACAACAUUUCUUCCCGCUCCUGCGCAAUUCUCAACAUGGCGGCCAUCUUGUCAACAACACCUCGCUUGCCGCCAGCUGGCCGCUGCCGUGGUACGGGCCGUAUUCCGCUUCCAAGGCGGCCGCGUCGAGCAUCACAUCCAACCUGCGCUAUGAACUCGAGCCGUUCGGCAUCAAGGUCACCGAGCUCAAGACCGGCAUUGUGCAGUCCAACGUUUACGCCAAUCUCGCAGCGGAUGAGGGCAAUGUCCUACCGGACUCGUCCGUCUACGCACUUUUGAAGGACAAAAUCGGAGCAGUCAUGCGCGGCGAACACGGAUUAACGCCCCAGCCAACGGAUCAAUGGGCCCGGGCUGUCGUCAAUGACUUAUCGCGCCGCAAUCCCCCUGUGGAGAUCUGGCGAGGUGCUACUGCGUCUAUCUUUUGGGUUACUGUCACGUUUCUGCCCAGAGUGGCCGUCGGUUUUAUCUUAAAGAGAAGCGCCGGUUUAGAUGUGUUUGCGAAGCGACUCCGAGAACAAGAAGAAUCCAAGAAAAACGAAUGA